Molecule: messenger RNA, 10163 nt
Organism: Pangasianodon hypophthalmus (striped catfish)
Lineage: Eukaryota; Metazoa; Chordata; Actinopteri; Siluriformes; Pangasiidae
Gene: brd1b
Product: bromodomain containing 1b
Exons: 11
Coding region: 466-3939 (1157 amino acids)
Biological process (GO): regulation of transcription by RNA polymerase II
Cellular component (GO): MOZ/MORF histone acetyltransferase complex
Molecular function (GO): protein binding
Source: RefSeq, a predicted model, not a curated record
GGGGGUCAGUGGGGUUACGGUCUCUUCCGUGUUUUACAGCUGGACGUAGCGACGUCUUACGUCACACAUGGGCAGGGAUUCGCACCGCCGCAUUGUUAGGGGCAAGAGAGGCGAGCUAGCCUGUUAGCAUAUAGCUGCAUCCUAGCCUAUCUACAGUAUGUCCUACUAUUGAACAAACCGACCGCAUUAAAAUAGACGAAUGGUUAUUUUAAAGAGCGGUUUAAUGCGACUGAGAGCGCCUGUCGCUGAAUUGAAACGGUUGUCCUGGACACUGCACUGUAUCAUUCAGAUACAAUUAAACGCUCGAGCGGAACCAGUUGGAUGCUAAAGUAGUUAGCGUGGACUGCGUGUGGAAUUAGCCGCUGCUAUCCUGCAGGCCCUGCACACCGCUAGCUACAAGCUAGCCUGCCUUCGCGUUGCUUUGAAGGCUUACUUGGGGAUUCCUCGAAGCAGAAGGUGUUGAAAAUGAGGAAGAAAGGGAGACAUCAUCGUGUGGCCACACCACAAAGGCCCCCGUCGCCCAUCAAACCCUCAAGAAACCGUGAGACUCUAACCUACGCCGAGGCCCAGCGGAUGGUUGAGUUGGAAAUUGAUGGACGUGUUCACCGACUCAGCAUCUACGACAAGCUCGAUGUAAUCAGCAGCGAUGAUCCUUUAGCUCAGGAGAUCAGUGAAUGCAACAGUAACAAGGAAAACACAGAGGAACCCCAGCAGGUUUUGGUGCGUUCUGUGCGGCUCAAAAACAAUCAGCAGAAGAAGAGUGCUGCUCUGAACACAGGGCAGGGUUCUCCAGCUCAGGGCAGGCUACCAGAGCCGAAAAUUCGAAUGAUUGAAUAUAAUCUUCCAGCUGUGCCGCGAAGACCCUCUACUUAUUACUCUCACGUGGAGAAGACCUUAGAUGAGCUGGAUGAGGAGGUGGAAUAUGAUAUGGAUGAAGAAGAUUAUGCAUGGUUGGAGCUGAUCAACGAGAAGAGGAAGAGUGAGGGUUUCAGUCAGGUUUCCCAGAAUGUUUUUGAGUUCCUAAUGGACCGCUUUGAAAAAGAGUCCUUUACUGAGAACCAGGGUCAGGGAGAUCCACAGUCUCUCAUUGAUGAGGACGCAGUCUGCUGCAUCUGCAUGGAUGGAGAGUGCCAGAACAGUAACGCUAUUCUGUUUUGUGACAUGUGCAACCUAGCAGUGCAUCAGGAGUGUUACGGGGUGCCACACAUUCCAGAGGGCCAGUGGUUGUGCCGGCACUGUUCACAGUCUCCCUCCCAACAAGCAGAGUGUAUUUUUUGUCCCAAUAAAGGUGGAGCACUUAAGAGGACAGAUGAUGAUCGAUGGGGCCAUGUAGUUUGUGCUAUCUGGGUUCCUGAGGUUGGUUUUACUAACACCGUUUUCAUUGAGCCUAUUGAUGGUGUAGCUAAUAUUCCACCAGCUCGUUGGAAACUGACCUGCUACCUCUGUAAAGAGAGAGGGGUUGGAGCCUGCAUUCAGUGCAGCAAGGCCAAUUGUUACACCGCCUUUCAUGUGAGCUGUGCUCAGAAAGCGGGCUUGUACAUGAAGAUGGAGCCAAUUAAAGAGGUGACUGAUACAGGAUCCACCACAUUUUCAGUGAAGAAGACAGCCUAUUGUUGUUCUCAUACUCCUAGUGGAUGCACCAGGAGGCCUCUUACCAUUUAUGAUGAAGCUCAACCCAAAAACAGUCUUUGUCAAAAGGACAAACAAAAAAGUAGGAGGGCAAAAGUGAAGGGAUGCCAGAAGAAGAAAAAUAAGAAAGUAGAUGCACAGUCAGUUCCAGCGGUUCCAGCUGUUUCAGUACCUAGUAUAACACCUAAAAGGUAUCUCUCUUUUUGGUUUAUUAAUGAAAACUCAUCCAAAGACUUUCCUUUGCGAAGUACAUGUAUGAAAGAUGUAGAUGGUUUUUGUUGGUUUAACAUUUCAGUUUGCUGUAUUUGGUUGGUGUAUUUCACUUUUUUUUUUGCCAGUGGUAGGCUACCAUUAUGGUUCUCUAGAAUUUCCUCCUUGAUUUUUAUAUCACGGUUUUUAAAACUGUUGUCUUCCAGCUUCAACACUAUCCUCAACCAAGUCUCUGUUCAGAAGAAAAGACAGUUUGUGGAACGUGUUCUCAGUUACUGGAUGCUGAAGAGGCAGUCAAGAAAUGGCGUGCCCCUGAUCCGACGCCUGCAAACAACCAUCCAGACUCAAAAACUAUCACGAUUGGAGCAACAUGAGGAGGAUUGCCAGGCACUAAAGGAGCAGCUGAAGGAUUUGCAUCGUUUACGCCAUGACCUGGAGAGGACACGUUUGCUACUGGAACUCGUACGGAAGCGAGAGAAGCUCAAGAGAGAGCAGAUGAAGCUUCAGCAGUCAGUGCUGGAGAUGCAGCUCACUCCGUUUGCUAUCAUGCUGCGAGCUGUGUUGAACCAGCUGCAGGAGAAAGACCAGUCCAGGGUCUUCGCCCAGCCAGUCAGCAUCAAGGAGGUCCCAGACUAUCUUGAUCACAUCAAGCAUCCAAUGGACUUCUCUACCAUGAGGAAACGCAUUGAUGCGCAUGAAUACAAGAGCAUGGAUGAAUUUGAGGAUGACUUCAACCUCAUCAUCAAUAACUGCAUGACAUACAAUGCCAAGGAGACCUUUUUCUACCGUGCUGCUGUGCGCCUGCGAGACCAUGGAGGAGCUAUUCUCAGGAAGACUCGACGAGAUGCGGAGAGAAUAGGGUUUGACUUUGCCAGUGGGAUGCAUCUACCCGAGCCACCUAAAAUAGAACCUCAUCCAUUGCUGACAUGGGAAGAGGUGGACCGGUUGUUAAAUCCUGCUAAUCGACUGCACAUGUCUUUGGAAGUGCAGCUCAAUGCACUGCUAGAGAUGCUUGAUUUAACGAGUGCGAUGAAAUCUAGCCCAUCACGGAGCAAGCGCCUCAAGCUCCUCAAAAAAACCAUCAGCGAUGUGCGGCUUGAAAUGAGCCAGAAGACUACAUGUCCUCCCUCAGAACAGAGCCAGUCCCAUGAGAACACACUGCUCCCUGUUCCAGAGUGUUUGGAAGAAGUUGACAAGACAUUACCUCCCAAACUAGAGCCAUCAGCUUCUGCUCCACUUGUCACAAAUUCAGAAAAUAUCUCUGAGCCUCCUGCACUGAAACCCAUGGACCUCAGCCCUGAGAAAUGCCAGAGAAAGAUCACGCUUGAUGGCAAGAUGCUCUCUACCUCACUGUUAAAUGGACUUUCCUCUGAUCUGCAGCCCUCUGAAAACAACGUCAUGGUAGCUACUUCCACUCUCACAGAACCAGCAGGCACAAUUAACAGAAGGACCUCAGUGCUCUUCCGGAAGUCUAAGAGUAUGAGCCCACAGAAACCAGUAAAGACGGGAGAAGCUUCAGUGGACUGCCCUCAGCUUGGCACCAAAACAUUCCUCUCAGUUGUGAUUCCACGCCUUGAGACGCUGCUUCAGCACAGGAAGAGAGCUCACAGUGGGGACAGCCAGGACGGAGAUGAAGGGGAACGCCCAGCCAAGCGUAUCGAUAAAGGUUUCUCUAAUGGCUGUAUAGUACUGGAGCAGCAAAAACAGCUGAGCAGCAGAGUCCUAGAACCUCGCCGUCGCUGUGCCUCCGAGUCCAGCAUCUCCUCAAGUGGCAGCACUAGUCUGCUGGACAGCACCAGUGCUGUCAGUCAUCCAAAGUGCGGUAAAGGGAAGCAGGCAAUGGCACGGCGAAACACAACGGAUGACCGAAAUGAGCUGAUUGCAUGCAUGGAAACAGGGACCCUUUCCAAAGCAAGCAAGCUGGCAUCUGAUCAUAGACCCACAGAUGCCCCGAGCGGGCUUCCAUCGCAACGGCAUGUUCAUACCCACUCCUCCACGGGACGUGCUCAGAGUCGGCGAGCUGAUGCAGUACAGGUCAGAGGAGAAACUCUUCCUCGUCCGCUUCUUCGACAACAAGCGCAACUGGCAAUGGCUUCCUAAGACCAAAAUGGUACCAUUCGGGGUUGACAAGACAUUAGAUAAAAUCAAAAUGUUGGAGGCUCGCACCUCAAGCACACGGAAAGCUGUGCAAAGCGCCUUCACCCGUGCCAUGAAACACUUGAGCUUAGUCCAGGAUUUCAGCAAUGGUGUCUGAACUUCACUGAAUGGCCACUUCAGGGUUUGUCAUCCCCGGACUUGCCCACUAUCACACCUACAUCUUUGGCUGGCCAUGUUUACGGGGAGCCUAAACGGGCUCCUUCUCUCUGGCCUUCCAUCAGGAGCAGAAUGAGCUUCUUUAAGGAUGACUGUGAGAGGAUCUUCACUAAUGUGCUGUAGCACUGCUGUGAAUACUUACUGCCAUCACCAUCCUUCAGAAAAGCCACGUAGCCAACCUUGCCUGUAAAUACAAGAUCGCUGUAAGUUAUCCAACACUAAUUUAUUAUGCUUCAGUUGGUACCGCACAUUACCUCGUGGAAAAUUUGUACUCCAAGGUGAACAGAGCACUGAGGUGCAGACCCUGUUGGUGCUACAUUAUAAGCAAAGCCUCAAGUUUUUUCCUCCCGUCUAAGGACAUGAAUGAGGCUUUUGCACUUACUGUAUCAAACUAAAUUCCUUUUUAGCAGUUAAGUUAUUGUAAGUUACCAAUGCAAGCUUCUCCUAUUGGCAUUAAUGUUAUCCACUUUUUUAUAUAAUGAAUGAAAAAAAAUAUUCUUACAACUACGUGCUGUUUGUACAUAUUUAUAUAAAGCUAUGAAAUUCUAUACUGUAUAUGUAAUACACAGAGUCAUUUUUGGACAAAGAAAAAAGUAGCGAUGAAAAACCAGAAGUGCAUCACUCAUACAAAACCAAAAAAAUGCUGCCCAGUUUUCUUUAUUUUUAUUUUUAAUUUACAUGAGUGGCUGUAAAAUGUGAGGGUGUGUCUGUGUGUACUGUAUAAAAGAUAGUUGAGAGAUUUUCCAACUUGCAUAUUUUUUCACUGUAUUGGGACUUGUGCUAGAUUUAAGAGAAUGUGCCUGUACAAAUGACUUGUAUUAGAACAAAAAGGUAUGCAAAACUUUAUAGCCAAGAGUGCGUUGAGACAGUUUGGUGAAAGCUGUGGUUUCUCUUUUUUUUUUUUUUUUUUUUAGCGUGUGUGGUUUUUUUGUUUAUUUGUUUGUUUUUUAUCAUAACCAUCUGUUGUGUCAGUUGAACUUUGUCUUUUUUUUUUGUUUGUUCAUAAAGGUUUUGGGUAGCAAGAGAAAUUUUCUUAUGGAUUUCUUAUUUUAUAUGACUGUCACAUACUUAUUGUGAGUGGUGUUCUGUAUUCUUUUCUCUGGGAGGAUCACAUCAUAGUCAAUGGUAGUGAAUGCUGGCAAGCUCCAGUAUUUUUUAUUUUAAAUACACUGAAAAUAAAAAAAAAAAAAAAUAGAAGGAGCAAGGCCUCAUUUUUGUAUGAGAAGUCCAACCUUGUAGAUUUUCCUGCUUAGGAAUCAUUAGGAGGGGACAAAUAGAUUGUCAUAAUUUUAUACAUGGAUGGACUCUGGAAUAGGGUUCAUGUAGGAACACACACAAUCCCCACGUGCAAUAACACUCAGCAGCCACUAAAUUAGGUAUAGCUAAUCAAUAACAGACUGCCAUACCUUUUACAAACAAUGAUAAGUCAUUAUUCACGAUUGGUGCCGCCUUUUACUUCGAACUCAGGUGACUGUAGCGGAGACUUGUGCUCAAAAUCUUUUUUCAAGGGGUGCAUGUUAGCAGGAUAUUUUUAAUAUUUGUUUACCAGUACAAAAAUUUAAUGUGAUCAUUUACAUAUACAGUAUAGCUAAACCUUAAACUGAGUUACUAUCAGUCAGCAUGAUCAGCUGUUUAGAUGUCGCAGUGCAAGUGUUGGUUUUAUAGAAAAAAAUAUUUUUAUCUUCAGUGACCUGUUAUGCUACACUUUGUUAUCUAUGCUACCUCCUCAUUCAUGCUAUGAGAAACACUGCACUUCUUAAAUGAGUCUUUUUUUCUCACACACAAAAAAAUCCCUAAGAAGUAUAUGUAUGCUUAUGGAGUUUAUAUAGCUCACUGGCCACUUUACAGGAAUGCCUGUACACUUGCUUAUUCCUGCAGGUAUGCAAUCAGCCAAAUGUGCGACAGCACAAUUCAUGAAAUUCAGAUGCAAGUGAAGAGCUUCAGGUAAUGUUCACAUCAAACAUCAGUACAGGGGAAAAUGGGAUCUCGGUGAGAAAGCACAACACAUGAAACCUACAGGUCGGUGAGCUACAACAGCUGAAAUUCACAUCAGGGUCCCCUCCUGUCAGCCAAGAACAAGAAUCUGUGGCUACAAUGGUCUUUUUCCAGUGAAUGAGCACAUGUACAGGUGUUCCUAUUAAAGUAGCCAGUGGGUAUGUAUGUGAUGGCAUGCUCUGUCAGGUUUCAUUACUUACUUUUUAAACACAAACAAUAGGGGCAUUAAACGUAAAGUAUAUCUGUUACUGAAAUUUAUUUGCAUUAUCUGUACUGUGAAUCUUAAAUUAAUCUGUAAGACUAUUUCACAUAUAAAUCUCUAUCCAGGGCUCAACAAAUAUCUUUCAAUGGCAACCAUGUGGGACAAACACGAUGUAACAAAAUGAUAAACUGCAAUCACAGCGACAUUUCUAUCUUGGUGGGAUUAAGGGUGUCAGGAGAACUGUUUUCAGCUUUCAGGAUGUUGUUGUCUUCCUUCUACCACCAUCAUAAAGCACCAUCGUAUUCAGGACUGGAUGUGUUGGCGCUUGUAUAAAGUAUAUAUUCUAUCGUAUUGUAUUUUUUGUCUUUUGCCAGCAGGUGGGGCUACACACUGCUGACCGUUCAUUCAUGACCAUCUCAGACUAUCAGAUAAAUUAUGCUUUUUAUCUAAUUAUAAAAAAAUUAUAGGUGUUGCUGAAUAGUUAUAUAAUUAUGUGACCCUUUUUACCUCACUAAUUUGUACUGAACUGCUACUUAACUGUACUUGGAAUACACCAUUGGAGUUUCCUCUUUUCAUACACGUUUCUCAGCUAUAACAUUAAAAACCACCAGCCUAAUAUUGUGUAGGUCCUUGUGCCGCCAAAACAGCUCUGACCCGUUAAAGCAUGGACUCCACAGGACCUCUGAAGGUAUGCUGUCGUAUCUGGCUCCAAGACAUUAGCAGCAGAUCCUCUAAGUCCUGUAAGUUGCAAGGUGGGGCCUCCAUGGAUUGGACUUGUUUGUCCAGCACGUCCCACAGAUGCUUGAUCGGGUUGAGAUCUGGGGAAUUUGAAGGCCAAAUCAACACCUUGAACAGUUUCUCAUGUUCCUCAAUCCCUUCCUGAACAAUUUUUGCAGUGUGGCAGGGCACAUUAUCCUGCUGAAAGAGGCCACUGCCAUUAGGGAGUACCGUUGCUAUGAAGGGAUGUACUUGGUCUGCAACAAUAUUUAGAUAGGUGGUAAGUGUCAAAGUAACAUCCACAUGAAGGCCAGGAUCCAAGGUUUCCCAGCAGAAGAUUGCCAAGACCAGCACACUGCCUCUACCUCUACCGGCACCCGGCUGUCCACAUGAUGUAAACAAAAACAUGAUUCAUCAGAACAGUUCACCUUCUUCCAUUGCUCCAUGGUCCAGUUUUGAUGCUCAUGUGCCCAUUGUAGGUGCUUUCGGCGGUGAACAGGGGUCAGCAUUGGCACUCUGAUCAGUCUGCAGCUACGCAGCCCCAUACGCAGCAAGCUGCGAUGCGCUGUGCGUUUUGACACCUUUCUGUCAUAGCCAGCAUUAACUUUUUCAGCAAUUUGUGGUACAGAAGCUCUUCUGUGGGAUCGGACCAGAUGGGCUAGCCUUUGCUCCCCACGCGAAUCAGUGAGCCUUGGGCGCCCAAGACCAUGUCACCGGUUUACUGGUUGUCCUUCCUUGGACCACUUUUGGUAGGUACAAACCACUGCAUACCAGGAGCACGCCCACAAGACCUGCCGUUUUGCACUAACCCAGGCGUCUAGCCAUCACAAUUUGUCCCUUGUCUCAGUUGUUGCUCAGUUGUUGCUCAGAUCUUUACACUUGCCCAUUUUUCCUGCUUCCAACACAUCAACUCCGAGAACUGACUGUUUACUUGCUGCCUAAUAUAUCCUAUCCCUUGACAGAUGCUAUAGUAACGAGAUAAUCUGCAUAUGUAUUUGGCCAUCAUUACAAAAAAAAUCCAAUACUCAUUAUCUAAAAAGUCAAAACCACCUCAGUCGGCUCUACUCGACUAGGAGGAGCAGUAGGUCUACUCUGUGAAUCUCAUAGAGAGUAUCACAGAGAGUAAGUCCAACAACCCUCCAGAGGAAGCUAAUUUCUGCUGCUUAUACUCAUGACCUUAUUCUUUUGUCCAAAAACUGAACUCAUGCUACACCGCCACAGACCAGUACAGUGACUGUAACACUGCUGUUGUUGACCUGAUCUGUUCAAUUUCACUCUUACUUUUCGUCACUCAUGAACAAAAUUCCAAUAUUGCAUAAACUCCUCCACCAGAAGCAAGGUCUCUCUCCCCUCACCUGAAGGAAGCAUCUAAUUGUUUUCCAGGAGAGAACAAUGACCUUAUACUUGGAAGUGCUGAUUUUCAUCACAGCCUGGGUGGAACCCACUUUGUUCCUCCUAAAUUCUAGUUUCUCUACUCUUGCUUGGAGUUUCUUCUUUUCAUACACUUUUCACUGAUUAUUGGAGUACAUUCUCAGGUUCUUUUUUUAAAAAGUAGGGACCAUCAUCCCAGUUUGCCAGUCCAAACGUGCUGCCCCAGAUCUUAAUGCAACAUCUCUGAUCGAAUUUCAUCCACCCCUACAGCCUUGCAGGUAUGAAGGUGUUUAAACACCAUAGUAACCUCAGCUGGAGAUAGGCUCCAACACAACAGAGAUUUCUGGAACUUUCCCCUGAAGGGAGGGCACGUACACAAGUCUUUCCUCAACGUGCAAACUCCAUCCUUCAAAUAUAUCCCCAGUAGAGGGAAACACUCCCCCACACUUGUUCAGCAGAGCUUGUACAUAUUUCCAUCUCCCCGUCCUGAGGUACUGAACAGUUCGCUAGAACAUCUUUGAGGCCACAAGAAUGUCUUUUUCCAUGCCCUCUCCAAACUCCUACCACGUCCGAGGUCUCGCUUCUCCACUGCUUUUGUGAAGCACUUCUGUCUCUCCUAUACCUCUCAGUUUACUUCUUCUUCAACUUGACAUCUUCCUUCACCCCUUGUCUUCACCAGCACGUCCUAGGAUUACCCCCAUAAUAGUCAACGACAGCCUUGCAACCACAGCAUCUUGCCCGUGAGGACCUCACUGAGUACAAGGGAGAAGUUGUUUUGGAGGUGGAACUUAAAACUGUCUCACGGCAUAAGUUCUACUAGAUGCUCCUAAGCAACCCAGAAUGCUUUCCUUGGUUUACCAGGUAAGUGUCUUAAUGUGAAUGCAUCUAAAUUUUCUGUGAAUGUUUCUGAUCAUGUUCAUCACCAAUCUUGAUAUGGCUUUGCUCUGUUUCUAGGGCCCAAUGAAUAUUAAUGUUUUAUGUUAAUGCUACUCUGUUGUUGUCUUUCCAGUGAAAGGCCUCAAAGGGUUGUAAUUACAGGGUAAUUACUGAUUUGUAAUGGAAACACACUUAAUUGGCAUUAGCUCAAAGCUGCGCACAAGAAACAGAGGGCUUGGCCUCAGUCGAAGGUUUGCCAACCUGGUGGGCAUCUUCUAAAUGACUCCAGUUGUGGCUAUUUAAUAUGGACUUGAACAAAGCUGUGUGGUCUUCUGCAGUUAAUAUGUAAUAUCACCAAAUUGGUUGUUUUGGUUCGACUUUCAAUGUUUGCUUUUAUUUAUUUAUUUUUACUGUGUUUAUUACCAAUUUACCUGUCCAAGCAUAACUGUUGAGUUAGUUAAUAAAAUAUCUAACAAAACACGGAAAGAAGGAACUUGGUUAUAGAUUAGUAUAAUGCAUUUUCUAUUUCUUUCACAAACCACAGCUAUCUGGUCUGAUAUCUAAGUCACUGAAUUUAAACGUAACAAAAGGACACUCAGUCAGUGUGCUGAUUAAUGAUAACAAGGAACAGUGAGAUAAUCUCUGGCAAAGCAUUAUAUCUCAAUAAUUGAUGGAGAAAAGAGGAAGACAACACAGUUUGAUCUAAGUGUAAACAAACAGCUUAACUGCCAUCUGUAUCACAUUUUAACAGUGGGGAUUAAAAAUACAAAUUUAUUACCAUUAACCAUGCAGUGGCUUCUCUUGGAUGCAAAAUUCCUACUUACUUCAGCAGAAAAUCACACAUCUAUUU